GCUAUUACGAUUUUUUUUUCUCUAGGAGCCAGAAAGAGUGUUUCCGCUAAAAGUGUCCUGCUAAAGCAAAUAUAGCCGAUGAUUUUAUCCACGAUCUUAAAUCUAAACCGUUCAACUUUGCCGAUUCUUAGAUAGUAUGAUUGAUAUUUUCACCCAUCUCUCUCUCUCUCUCUCUCUCUCUCUCUUUCAAAAACUCAGCUCAAUUAGGUGAUGAUGAAAAUGGCGUUUUAAAUAAAAUCUUCAUUACCACACUUUCUCUCUCCUCCAUUUAAACCAGUUCUGAGGACCUAAUGGAGUUCUCUAGUGAUAUACAACUCUUUAAUUAAAUUCUUUUUCCGGAACUUCCUUUUUUCAUCUUCAAUUAAUGGCGACAAUAUGAGGUAAAAUUAGGGUUUUUUUUUGUGUUUGAGAUAAUUUCUGGAUUGAAGUGGGAAAAAAUGGAUACUGAUGAAGUGGGACCCAGCAAUGGAAAGAGUAACGAUCAGUUUAUUGAUCGGAGUAAAGUCAGAAUUUUGCUGUGUGAUAAUGAUUCCAAGAGUUCUCAAGAGGUUUUUUCCCUCCUUUGCAAGUGUUCUUAUCAGGUGACAUCAGUAAGGUCGGCCAGGCAGGUCGUUGAUGCACUGAAUGCAGAGGGGUCUGACAUUGAUAUUAUACUUUCUGAGGUUGAUCUUCCUUCAAAAAAGGGUUUAAAAUUGUUGAAGUACUUGAUGAGAGAUAAAGAGUUGCAACGUAUUCCUGUUAUCAUGAUGUCAACUCAAGAUGAAGUUUCUCUUGUGGUCAAGUGCUUGAGGCUGGGGGCAGCAGAUUAUCUUGUGAAGCCUUUGCGAACUAAUGAGCUUUUAAACUUGUGGACUCACAUGUGGCGUAGGCGGCGAAUGCUUGGGCUUCCAGAGAAGAAUAUUGUCAGUUAUGACUUCGAUCUAGCUCAAUCGGAUCCUAGUGAUGCUAAUACAAAUAGCACCACACUGUUUUCUGAUGACACGGAUGAUAAGUCCCGGAGAAAUGCCAAUCCAGAACUGAGCAUUGCGGUGCAACAGGAGUGUAACAAAGCCACUUCAGAAGCCGUGCCAGCAAAUUCAUUCAACUGUCGGUCUGGUGUGCCAGCAUUGAGUGAUAUCCGUACAGGUCAAUUUGCGCCUUUUCCGAAGAAAAGUGAGCUGAAGAUUGGUGAAUGUUCUGCAUUCUUCACUUAUGUCAAAGCAAGUACAGUGAAGAGCAAUGGCCAAGCAGUUAUUGAUGUCGGAUGUGAUGCUACUCAACACCUCAGAACAGUUGAUAAAAUAGAAACCUGGAAUGGACAUGUAAACAAUGGCAAUAUAGGAUAUGAAAAUGGAGAAGCAUGGGAAAAUAACUCGCAUGGUAAGGACUUCCCUAGCAGUACAAGUGUACCCGAUUCCACUUCCAUGGAAAGGACAUGCACCCCUCCUGUUACUAUGGAUUUUAUGCCAAAUAAAUCGAACGAUGAAGGCUUAUCUGAGGUGCACAUGCAGCCAAGAAAUGACACGAAUUUUGAUGUCUCAACUAUGGCAGCACAUGGUGCCUAUCCUUACUUCAUGUCAGGUAUUAUGAACCAGUUUAUGAUGUCGUCAUCGGCACAUAUGCAUCAGAAAGAUCAUCAGAACCAUGGUGCGUCUACUAUGAUGCCUCACUACAACCAUCUUCCUUAUUGCGCAUCUCAUGUGCCUGGGAUUACUCCUUUUCCUUACUACCCAUCGGGUUUAUGGGUUCCACAAGGUCAAUCACCAGCUAACAACCAGAUGACAUCAUUUGGCAAUUCAUCUUCUGGUGAACCUAAAUUAAGCAAAGUUGACAGGAGAGAGGCUGCCUUGAUGAAAUUCAGGCAGAAAAGAAAAGAGAGGUGUUUUGAUAAAAAAAUUAGAUACGUGAAUCGCAAAAAACUUGCUGAGAGAAGGCCACGUGUUCGUGGACAGUUUAUAAGGAAAGUGAAUGGCGUGACUGUUGAUCUAAAUGGAGAUCCAUCUGCUGACCUUGAUGAGGAAGAUGAAGUUGAAGAUGAAGAUGCUACUAAUUCAUGUCCUGAAGAUGACACUUCCUGACAACAUUGUUGAGGAAACCAAUUUUUCUGAUGGAUCACUGCUAUUGCUGCCAUAAUUGUUUAUUGCAAAUCUGUGUUUAAGCUCCACCAUUUUUCUGCUUAAUCUACGAGAGAUGAAUGGCAUGGGAUUCGUGAUUGCUCUCCAGAGCUUCCGAGCUUGUAUCGUCGAAGUUGUAAGCAUCUCUAAUCUGAGCAUGGAAAACCCCAUCUCUGGCACCUGCUCUCCCACAAAGCUCCCUAGAGAGCUUGCUGUCUAAUGCAUUCAUCUACAAUGUAGGAGGGGGUUGGCUAGACUUGUAUCUAUGGAUAAUAUAUAAUCUUCAUCCACAAAGUGUUGUAUGAAAGUUGGACAACCAACUAUUGAAUGAAAAAAUUAUUUUUCCUUCCAUUAUUUUGUUUUCUUUUUCCUAUUAUUGUAAAGGGGCGCAUAGUGAUCACUUGUAUGAUUGUACCUUUUUAUGAAAGGUUGUAGACUUUUAAUCAUUCUUAUAAUGAAAUUUGUGAAAUCCAUUUCUUCAAACUGA
Messenger RNA from Amaranthus tricolor (Joseph's coat), 2580 nucleotides. RefSeq names its product two-component response regulator-like APRR1. The record is from RefSeq and is a predicted model, not a curated record. Gene Ontology annotation, cellular component: nucleus. The coding region runs from base 438 to 2057 and encodes 539 amino acids. Lineage: Eukaryota; Viridiplantae; Streptophyta; Magnoliopsida; Caryophyllales; Amaranthaceae. Gene Ontology annotation, molecular function: protein binding. The transcript is spliced from 6 exons. Gene Ontology annotation, biological process: phosphorelay signal transduction system; cytokinin-activated signaling pathway; regulation of flower development.